AUGAAUCGAUUAAGGAGAAGACAUUUUGUGACCAUCUUGGGUUCAUCUGCGGUCAUCAAGCAGGUGGUUGAACCCCCAAUUGCCGUCGUCAUCGAAGCCAUUUUCGACGCUGGUAAGGCGUCCUCUUCGAUCAAAGCAGUUGUCGGGAAGCUGUUUGCCGGUGUGUGGAUUGGGUCUGUUCGCGACGGGAAGGAGCAAUACGUUCGAUUAAAACAACCCUCUCCCGUCGAUUUCUUCGUCGCGAAGGCCAAUACACCGCGACGGGAAGGAUCUGAUUCGUUCGAUUGUGUGUUCGCCUCGCCGGUUCGGUUUCGCGAAGAAACGAGUAGCUCGCGCCGGGAAGGAGAUCCGUUUCGAUUUGCUACCGUUUCCGUACGUUUCCUGUGUUUGUGUGCUCGCCGACAAUGCCGCCCAAGGAAGAGAAGAUUCCUCAAGCGGCAACUUUUCCGGGCACUCUACGAUUUACCAGCGGUGAAGCAGGAGUCUGCUAAUCGCAUCCACAGCCUGAUCGACGAUUUCCAGCGCCAUGUGAAGGCCCUGAAGAAGCUGAACGAACCUGUGGAGCACUGGGACACACCGCUGGUGAAUAUUUUGUCGUACAAGCUGGACCCACCCACUUUGCGAGCCUGGGAGGAGAAGACUAGUACGCAGGAUGACGUGAAGUACGAGGAGCUGGUAGAAUUCCUCUAUCAGCGCGUACGAGUGCUGAAUUCAGUAGGCUACGAGCACCAUCAGCAUCCAACGCCGUCGGCAAAGGUGGCCGGCAACAUUCCAAAACCCACCAAAAUCAAGUUCGCAGCCAACGCCGCUGCAUCCUCCAAUUCCUCCUCACCAUGUCUACUGUCUUGUUCCGACAAUCACGUCCUACGCAACUGCCCUAUCUUCCUCGGGAAGGAUGUACGCCUUCGCCGAGAAUUCGUCACGUUGAAGCGGUUGUGUUGGAACUGCCUGUGCAGUGGACAUCAGUCGAAGAAGUGUACGUCGAAGUACUCAUGUCGUACGUGCCACGAAAGACACCAUUCGCUGCUUCACGAUCCUGCUUUAUCCAAGUCGUCAUCGAGUUCAACCGUGUCAUCUACUAUUCCCGUUCAACAACCGUCUCCGUCCACUAGUGUGGGCACCCGGAGCUCCGCUCCUCCAAAUGUCAGCAUGGCAGUCCGAACUGCAUGCAAUACUGUUUUGUUGGAAACGGUUGUCCUCAAUGUCGUUGAUGAUCACGGACACGAGUACCAGGCAAGGGCCUUACUGGACUCGGCUUCAAUGUCCAACUUCAUUUCAAAGCCACUAGCAAAGCUGCUGUUCAACCCCCGUUCGAAAGUGGACAUAUCCAUAGCAGGGAUCGGCCUCUCCACGCACAGUGUGAAAAGUGCAAUUACCGCCACCAUCCAGUCGAGAACACAGGAGUUUUCGACGAAGCUACAGUUCCUCAUUCUUAGAAAACCUUCGGCACAGCUGCCGAUCAUACCACUCAACAUAUGGUCGUGGAAAAUACCAAGGGUUGCUCUCGCUGACCCUCAGGACCUUGUUAUCGGCAGUGAAACUUUCUGAAAGCUCCAUAGUAGUCAAAAGAUUCCGCUAGGGGAAGGACUUCCAUGCUUUUCUGACACGCCAUUCGUAUGGGCUGUUGCUGGCAACGCAUCCAGUCAACACAAUUGAAUUCCUCGGAUCUGCAACCUCUCUACGAAAGAUGAUCCGUUAGAAGCUACCUUCAGAAGUUCUGAAAUCGAGGAUAUCUCUGACGGACCAGCACUAUCCGUUGAAGAAGAUUGCUGUGAGAAGCACUACGUAGCUACUACCACCCGUGAUCCUUCUGGAAGGUAUAUCGUCAGUCUUCCUCGAACCGACAAUCCUGAUUUUGUCCUAGGAAGCUCAAGGGAUAUCGCAGAUCGCCGUCUUAUGAGUGUCGAGCGGCGUCUCGAACGUGACCCUGCCACCAAGGACGCAUACCAUCGUUUUAUGGACGAAUACCUCCAGUUAGGGCAUAUGAAGAAGCUAGUCGAUCCGGUAGACGACGAUCAACCGCACUGCUACAUACCGCACCACGCCGUCUUCAAAGAGUCAAGCACGUCUACAAAGGUUAGGGUCGUUUUCGAUGCGUCGUGCAAGACAUCCUCCGGGUAUUCAUUAAACGACACACUCUUGGUUGGACCAGUCGUUCAGGAGGAUCUGCUCUCCAUCGUGCUGCGUUUCCGCACUCGCUGCGUCGCUAUUGUCGCCGACGUGGAGAAAAUGUAUCGGCAGAUGCUCCACUCUCCGGAAGACCGCAAAUUCCUACGGAUUCGCUUCCGGACCAACUCCAAUGACCCUAUUUCCACUUACGAGCUGCAGACGGUGACCUACGGCACCGCGUCUGCUCCGUACCUUGCAACCAGGACUCUGCAGCAGAUUGCACGCGACAAUGGGCACCAGUUUCCAGCUGCAGUAGAUCCAGUCAUUUACGAUUUCUACGUUGACGAUUUCCUUUCGGGCGCUGAUGCCGUAGAAUCUGCAAUUGAAGUGAGGCAACAAGUGACAUCGAUGCUGAAGACUGCAGGCUUCCCAAUCAAGAAAUGGGCAUCGAAUGUUCCGGAAGUUCUUCAUGGUGUUCCUUCGGAAGAUUUAGCCGUUCAACCGCUGCGUGAACUUCAGGACGAGCAGGCAGUUUCAACCCUGGGUCUCGUGUGGGAGCCGAGAACCGACGCACUACGGUUCAAAGUCCAACUACCUCCACCGGCCAUAGUCCUGACAAAGCGAAAAGUGAUGUCUUACAUUGCGCAAAUCUUCGAUCCACUUGGUCUUCUACAGGAGGAGUGGAAGGCGUUUCAUAACACUCUACAUUUACUGAGCGAAGUUCGUGUCCCACGAUUUGUUUCGCUGCCAAACGCCGUCAAUCUCCAACUCCACUUCUUCGCCGACGCCUCUCAAGGAGCUUACGGAUCCUGUUGCUACGUACGAGCAGAAACCAGUGGCGGAGUAUCUGUUCAGCUACUGACGGCAAAAUCAAAGGUCGCGCCGUUAUCCAGUCGACAUUCCAUCGCCCGGCUGGAACUCUGUGCUGCACGACUAUCAACGCAGCUAUUCGAGAAGGUGGAUUUCGCCUUGAAGAUUUUACCUCCCGCUUAUUUUAGGGCGGACUCCACUACCGUUCUCCAUUGGCUACGAUAUCCUCCAAAUCGUUGGAAGGCUUUCGUAGCGAACCGAGUGUCGAAAAACCAACACUCGACCGAUGCCAGUCACUGGAAGCACGUAUCCGGUCUCGACAACCCCGUUGACGAAAUUGCACGUGGACUCAAACCUGUGGACAUGCUACAAUGCAGGCGCUGGUGGAACGGCCCAAUCUGGUUAUCACUCGAUUCAGAUCACUGGCCGAAUCUCAUUCCCACCGACGAAGAAGCAGAGACUAUCACCGAAGAACGCAAUGUGUCAUACGUUACGAUGAGCGUCAUACAGAACGAGUUCCAUGACAAUCUGUUUGCACGUUACUCCAGUUUCUCCAAGCUUCGUCGCGUUACUGCUUUCUGUUUACGAUACCUGCAAUCCUUGCGAGCACGCGCAGUACUGCGACGAACGGAAGCAGACAGCUACCACCAACUCAGUAUUCGCAAAGAUACCGUUUCUCCAGUCUCCACCGACGAAUUGCAACUUGCUGAACUUCAUCUGUGUCGGCUAGCUCAACAACAAUCGUUUCCUGCAGAGAUCUCUCACCUAUCGAGCGGUGAACCAGUCAUCAAAUCAUCCGCCAUGAAGUGGCUGAAGCCAUACAUCGACGAAGAUCGCAUUAUUCGCGUCGGUGGCCGGCUGCGGAACGCCACACUCUCCGAUUACGUCAAGCAUCCUAUCGUACUCUCUGCCAAACACCCGCUGUCGACUCUGCUGGCUAGUUUCUUUCACUUGAAGCUACUGCACGCAGGGCCGCAACUCCUGCUAGCCACACUGCGCCAGAAGUUUUGGAUUCUUGGCGGCAGAAAUUUGUCCAAAUCCGUUUUCCACCAUUGCCACACUUGCUUUCGUAGCAAGCCCACACUAGUCCAGCAGAGCACAGCAGAUCUUCCGGCAUCGCGAGUCUCUCCAACUCGUCCGUUCUCCGUAUGUGGAGUCGACUACUGUGGACCAUUCCUGUUGAAGGCAACCGUCCGCAAUCGUGCUCCAACCAAGGCUUACGUGGCAAUCUUCGUUUGCUUCGCCACGAGAGCCGUCCACAUCGAGCUUGUUAGCGACCUCACUACAGCUGCUUUCCUGGCAGCCCUCCGUCGUGUGGUUGCUCGAAGAGGAAGAAUCGCUGAGCUGCACUCGGACAAUGCGACAACUUUCAAGGGUGCGUCACACGCACUCAACCGUAUCUACCAGAUGCUGAAGGUGGACAACAACGAUCGGGAUCGGAUCUUCAAUUGGUGUGCGGAGAACGAGAUUCGGUGGAAGUUCAUUCCGCCACGUGCACCGCACUUUGGCGGGCUUUGGGAGGCUGCCGUCAAGUCAGCAAAGAAGCACCUCCUGAAAAUAGUAGGCAACACUAACAUUGCCUAUGAACAGAUGUUGACUCUACUGGCACAGGUCGAAAUGUGCCUCAAUUCCCGUCCGCUGACUCCGAUGCCAAGUGAACCGUCCGAUCUGGAGGUCCUAACUCCAGGACAUUUUCUCGUCGGGGCCAACCUUCAAGCGGUACCCGAUGCUGAUUUUCGAGGGAUUCCUGACAACCGUCUGGAAGUUUACGAUGUGGUUCAGAAGCAUCUUCAGAACAUCUGGGCCCGCUGGUACCCGGAGUACCUUCAACAGCUACAGUCACGGGCAACGAAAGGCUGCAAUCCCCCGGUCACCGUUGAGGUGGGCCGCAUCGUCGUCGUGAAGGAAGACAACAUCCCUCCUGCUAGCUGGCCACUCGGGCGUAUUAUGAAGCUGCACCCGGGCAAGGACGGGGUCGUCCGCGUCGUAACUCUACGCACUGCCCCAGGAAAGGACAUCGUUCGUGCCGUAGCCAAGAUCGCUCUACUGCCGUCACCGGAUCCAAGCAUCUGA
Molecule: messenger RNA, 4992 nt
Organism: Armigeres subalbatus
Lineage: Eukaryota; Metazoa; Arthropoda; Insecta; Diptera; Culicidae
Exons: 4
Biological process (GO): DNA integration
Molecular function (GO): nucleic acid binding
Source: RefSeq, a predicted model, not a curated record